Messenger RNA from Helicoverpa zea (corn earworm), 714 nucleotides. RefSeq lists its product as uncharacterized. Lineage: Eukaryota; Metazoa; Arthropoda; Insecta; Lepidoptera; Noctuidae. Bases 1 to 543 code for a protein of 180 amino acids. The record is from RefSeq and is a predicted model, not a curated record. The transcript is spliced from 4 exons.
AUGAAACUAUUAAUUUUUAUAUUGGGCGUGGUUCAUUUUAUAUCGUCUGCGGAGAUUUAUCCAGAGAGAUUGGAGACAAUAAUUCGCAGUACCAAGUAUAUAAAAAACAUCAACUUCAAGUUCAGAAGACAUACUCGCAACAGCCCUUAUUACAUUGACUUUGAUUACAACGCUGUAUGUGGUUACGGGAACAAUUUGACGCUCAAAUGGAAGUUAUUUGAAUACAUAAGUGGACGCUAUGUACCUGUACCAGUGCAGUUUGAGUAUAGACUAUGUGACUUUUUAUACAAAGACCCAUUUUUCGGACAGAUGUACGCGAAGCAAUUGCCAGGAAACUGGACGUGCCCUUUUCCUCCAGGUAAAAGUCCCUUCAAAAACUUAGUGAUGCAUAUAGAGAACCUGCCACUAGUACCCUUCACGUAUUCGUCACUGAUUGUGAGGACCCGUGCUGAUCUCAUUAUAUUCAUGGAAGAAGAAAUAGCUUUGGUAAAGAUAUAUUUACAAGUCAGGCAGAUGUUGAAGAAGUCUCUUACGAAUGGAUAAAAAAGGUACCAUCGACACUAUUGUCUGCUGAAUAACUUUGAAUCUUAGCGUGUAGCAAUAAAGUUUAAAUUAGUUAGUCGAAAAAUUACGGGAGUUUUACAAUUUGUGUUUAUAAUAUAAUAUAAAAUUUAUUUUGGGCAAAGUGGAUACAAUAAUAAGAAUAAUAAACGA